ACAGCUGAGAGGGCCAGAGGACUGACAGUUGGAGGGCUCAUGGGAGACACGCAGACUCCCAACGGCAAGCAGAGGAAAGAAUCCUCUGAAAACAGAACAGAGGCUGGGCUGCUGCAGCAACGGACAUGUGCAGGAAGAAGUCAGUAAGUAAAAACUCAGCUUCAUCACCCAAGACUUUUGAUCAUGUCAGUAUGAUGGCGAGCUAAAACCUGGAAUCAUCUAGAAGAAUACAUAAUACUCAUCAUGUCUUCCAUGGCCCAUGUACGGAAGAUCAGCCAAAAGCCUCCUCCAAUAGAAUCACUUGCAGCUCCACAAGUUCCUCGUGGCAAUUACUUGCACCUUCAGGAAGAGAAACAAAGACUGCAGAUGAAGAAAUUCCUCCUCAAUAGGAUGUUUCUAGUGGCCAACAUCCAGGAAAACACAGACAAGAAGGGCAUUGCAGAGUAUUACGAACAGGUGUUCCAUUCGAUUAUGAGACGCCACCUGGGGGAAGCCGUGACCGGGCUGCUGCUCAUCUACCCGACUUCAAUGCUGCAUAUGCUGGAGUCCUCCUCGGGGACCCUCUACCAGAUCCUCCAGGAGCACCUGGGCCACCAAGACGAAGAAACAGAAUUUAUGAUCCAAGAGAUGAAGAUCAUUGCCAUUUCCCACAACAUCCCAUCACGACUCUUCAUGCAGUGGCACGUCUCACUCAUCAAGGUCCCGGUCAUGUAUCUCAACGACAUGACCCAGUCGGAGAGCCUGGGAGAGGUCGUCACAGAGUUCCUCAGGCAGACUCAUCAACUCGGACUGUACCUUUUUAAGACUAUUAAGGUGGGCACUAAAGGACUAGGUGAUAACUUGCACCAAGUUAUCCCUGACCUACUCCCCCCUGAGCAAAUUCUAAAGUACUUGUGCAAAUCUAACGAAUUCAUGAGCCCUGCGGAAUUCAUGGAUAUGUAUAAUAAGCCCAUCCAUGUGACCUCUGAUUCUGAGGUCGUAUGGCCUGCUCCUUCUUACUUCUAGGCCUGAAAAAGACUAUGUGCUCCUAUCUUUUCAGGAACACAUGCUUCUUAACCAGGCCUUUGUCAAUUCUAAAGUUACUCCUUUCUUUUAAAAAAGGCAAAACAAAACUCUGUGAUCUAUACAUUUUUUUUUCCUUACUCUCUAUGGAAAAUACCCAGCUAAGCAUGGAAUACAUCCCUUUUUUGAAUAUUAAACUCAGCAUAAUAACAAGAGCAUGAGUGUAACAAGAUCUUAUUAAACUGCUAACCAUUACCUUUAUAUUCAUUAAACAAAUUCGUAUUUUAAAGUGCAGGAUGCAUGGAAAGGAACAAACACAAUUCAUUCUCUCAACAGUGACUGAGUAACCAGUAACUACACAGCCCGGCGUUUAGUACAUACAAAACUUAAGAGAAAAAUGCGACCCUUGGGUUGUUGGCAAUUUGAGGUCGGAGGCAAGUAUGUGAAGACUCAUGAUACGCAUGAUGCAGUGUGU
Messenger RNA from Ochotona curzoniae (black-lipped pika), 1477 nucleotides. RefSeq names its product testis expressed 47 (gene TEX47). Bases 244 to 1005 code for a protein of 253 amino acids. The transcript has 2 exons. Lineage: Eukaryota; Metazoa; Chordata; Mammalia; Lagomorpha; Ochotonidae. The record is from RefSeq and is a predicted model, not a curated record.